UCUCUCUCUCUCUCUCUCUCAAGUCGCAGUUCACAGGGGCUGUCAGACUUUUAUCGCCGUCGCGUCGCCGAUAAUAAGGUUACGACUUCAAGCAGAGUAUAAAGGUACUAGUCUUAUGUCUCUUAACCAGCCCGACUCACAGGAGGGCCGCACGGACGAUCUAAGGGACAGACUUCAUGGUCCUCGCUACCCCUUCUCCCAUGAGCGUGGCACUAUAAUUUCUUCACCUACUUACGAGUACGCGCCUCAGUUCGUUAGGCGCGGGCCGAGGAUGUCCGCUCACCUGCUCCUCCACCUGGCCGCCGCACUCCUCCUUAGCACAGGUGUGCGUGCCUACAGCGACAAGACGGUGGAGAUCGUGGAGCUGGUGGUGCCGGAGUCCCCCAAAGAUGGCGAGGACGUCACGCUCACCUGCUCGUUCCACUUGGUGGGCAAGAACCAUCGCCUCUACACCGUCAGCUGGUGGCGCGGCAAGGACCAGUUCUACACGUACAAGGGCACCACCUCGCACGACCCCAAGCACGCCUACACCUUCCGCGGCAUCCAGGUGAAGGUGGACGAGUCAACAGAGAGGUCUGUGGUGCUCAAGAACGUCUCGGAGGAAACAUCCGGGAUCUUUAAGUGCGAAGUGAUGGGCGAGGGUCCCUCCUUCCGCACGGCUGUGGAGACCAAGGCGAUGAACGUCGUAGUAACACCAAAACUGGUGGAGAUCCACACACGGCCGUUCCUCGAUCCUCCAGUGUUCCACAUCGGGGAGCGAGUCAACCUCAACUGUACAGCGACCGGCGCCAAGCCGCGUGCACACCUCGUCUGGGAGAUCAACGGCCAGCCGGUGAAAGAACAAGUGUCUCGAUACCCAGACUUCGAGGACCAGAGGGGCCGCGUCACUUCGACCGUCAGAAUCAGCUGGGAACCCCCGGCGUACUUCCUUAAAGGCAUAGCCCACGUAGCAUGCCACGCGCUGGUGGGCGGCCACACCACCACCGCCACCAAGGAGAUCUAUCUUGACCCCGCCUCUAGCGCCGCCUUCAACCACCAGUACGCUUCCGCAGGAUGUCAAUUGCCGACCACUUGGGCGAUCCUGAGUCUGGCGUCCUUCCUUCUCGCCCGCCCCUUCCCUAUAGGACGCCACCGGCCCUAGUCUCUGGCAGCGGGAGGGAAACUCAUGGAAUGCUUAGAGAACCGCGAGGAAAAAUAACACAAGAACGCCCUUUUGCAGUCUUCAGUGAGUCUCAGCUUGCCACGACCAUUCAUCACCGCGCGGCUGCUGCAUGACGCACUGAAUCAAGCUAACGCGGAGGGAGGGAAGGAAAGAGAGGCUAGGAUGGGAGCAAGGCCACAUUCAGUAGGAACUGCGCGGUGUCGCCUGGCCGCACAACUGUCACGUGACACACUUUCAUCAACAGAAACAUUAAAUUGUUAGAUAGGUGAUUCAUUCUCACUGUAAUGCUUUAUUUCGCUUAUGUGAAGCCGACCGCCCAGUGGAGAGCGCAGCAUGUGGUUCAGGGAGUGCCAAUGACGGUCUGAUAACAAAGCCACAUGAUCUUUCGAUGAGCUCCUUGGCCUCGCUCCGUAUCUUUGCCUUCCAGCGAGCUGAACAUUGCUUGGAUCGGUGAAAGACGUGCCCCAACAUGUGUGUGUGUGUGUGUGUGUGUGUGUGUGUGUGUGUGUGUGUGUGCGUACACGCAUGAAAGCCUGAAAGGUUUUUAGCUGCGUGCGUAGUACCAUGACGGUUGUGCUGCUUUGUGAGUGAGGUGGAACAGGGUGCGCAUCGUUCUAUUCUACGCUGCCAAAAGUAAUACUCAGCUUGACAUGUCGGAGUGAAGAGGAACUCAAAACCGCAAAGCUUGGAAAGGAUUGUGUCGCUCAUGGGGAGCCGCCACCCUCUCAGUGGUCGUGCAUAUUCUUACUAUGAAGUGGAAGCAAACUGACGACGGGACAAACGAAGGUCUCUACUGUGAGUGGUGCCGCCCCGUCCCCUUCGCUGUGCCUCAGACGCUUAAUCGUCGGGACGAUGUCUAUCAGCUAGCAAGUCUAAACACGCGUUAGGAACCAAAAAUUAACCCUUUUUUAGUACUCAAAUGCGGCUUCCUAAGAAUCGUCGAGCAAGGCAAGUUGUCAAUAAUGGGAAAAAAUUUCUAACACGUGGUUAGCUUGAGGCGAGCGGCAGUGGAGGGCCCUCGCGGCGGUCUAGGAACUGACGGACCAGAUAACGCGUCCAAAGACUUUUGAAUUCCGAAUAGAGGAUCUCUCUCUCUCUCUCUCUCUCUCUCUCUCUGUGUGUGCUACAUUUGGCUGACAUCUCUGAUCGUUAGCAGUAAUGUCUAUAUAUUAAAGCUAGACCGCGUUAUUAUACCAAAGUGUUAACGUUUCAGUUGACAUCACUACACGCUGAGCGGAAACCCGUCGUUCUAGUGUUGUUCUAUAAUAAAUCAAACUCAGAAACCACACCACAGCUAUAACAAAAAUAAUAUAAAGUAAAUGUUUGUGACUUUUUUUUUUUUCAUUAGUUCAACAUCAACAUCAAUAUAUCAUUUAUUGGCCUUAUGCGAGUCUAGUCCGUCUUACCCGCACAUUCUCCUGAAGACAACCACAGGGGAUGGCGACGGCAGUGAAUCUAAAUUAGGAUAAAGAAGGAUGAAAACCAUCAUAAGCGAAAUAAAAUUUAACAACAGAAGACAUCAGCUCAAUAGCUCUUGACAACCUCCAUGACGUCCUCCAUACAUUUAUUUAGGCUUCGCAUCUGAGUGGCAUGUCCCAAGGCCGCGGUGUGCUCAGACCGUGGCAGCGACGUCACGUUUUCUUUGUUCACCCUGACUGACUUAGCUGACGUGACAGCCCUUCACUUCUCCGUGACGUAUUUUGCUCAAAGCCUAGUACUACCUGAGCCUCACAGUGGAACAGACAAUUUAAAAGACACCAGACGAGAAAAGUUGGUGCUAAAGACACCUGAAGUGAAGAGUCUAACUUUAAAGGAAUUGGAAAACUAAAGCUACCUUGGUGUCAGAAAAUUAAAGUAAUGAAAAGGAUCGCUUAAACAGCUCUUUCAACACCUUACCCUCCAAAACUUAAAUAUUCGUAUGCUAUGAGAGCAGGGAAGGCAAGUCCCCCGUUACUGAGCCGCGGUGCCGGGCAGAGCCUCGCCAGGCCCACAACGCUCUGCCAGCGGCACCAUAUACCCGGACUCACGGAUACACAUUCUGCAACACACGCCUCCCAAGAUACGCAGUUUUACCCUGAGUACCGUCGCUGUGUCCUCCCGCUUCCUGGGGUGCGGCUCCCGCCCGCCUCCCCCGUAGCGCACUUAUAAUCAUUACUGCACAUACCUGUACAUACGUAAAAAUAUAUACCUCUCACUUUACAUCAUUCUUCAUGUGUAUGUAUCCUACCCAAUAGAUCAUACCCAGUCUUGUAUAAACAAUAAAGAGUACAUUGUGUAUAUGUAGUGAAGGUUGUUUCUUUCUUAUCUGAGCCAAAUGUGUCAGUUCAUUCUGCACCUCCCUGUCCCUCGCACCCACCCUCGACACCACGGCCACGCCGUGUCGCGGCUGUCUCCCCCUACCUGAAAGUCCUUGGACGUACGUCAGAGAAACAUGAGGACUGGCCAUCGCCUCCUGUAGUCGUGACACAGUCUUGUUGGGCUUCAUGUUUGUUACUUUAAGGCAGACUCACGGAAAUUUGCUAAAUUUGCUAGUUAAACGUUAGUUUUUAUUUCAUCCAUUAAUAAUAUUACACUCCCAAUGUGUCACCAAUACAAGGAGGGUGGCCAGCCUGUGUCCUGGAGUUAUGUAUCCCCGAGCGGUCCCCGGGGCCAGGCUGGGGGACGGCCGAGCACACACCGCUUCAGUUGUCUUUUGUUAGUUUUUUUACUGAGCCGGAAAUGAAAGCUUUCAUAACAGGGACAGAUCGGGACAGAUGGCUUGACUCAUGAUUUGUACAUAAAUAAAGAGAAGCAACAACACUAAGAUGUACGGUUUCGCUUCACACCGAAGCCAAAGCUUCUUAAUACAGUAAAACAUGAUGUCAAUUGUCACUUGCUCUUCCAUAGAUAGGGACAAUUUUUUCAGCACAUUUACAACACAGUGUUACGUUACGAUGAGCAUAGAAUGUGUUACCAACACGCUUAGUCCCGUUCCUUUUGUUUCCGAACUUUUGAUUUGUGUAUUCUGUCACCUCAGACACGUUUGUACAAGCUUCCCCAAAAACCUGAUGGAGAAACCAUGUGUUUUCAAAUAUGUCAAUAAAGAAGAUGAGUCUG
Molecule: messenger RNA, 4258 nt
Organism: Scylla paramamosain (green mud crab)
Lineage: Eukaryota; Metazoa; Arthropoda; Malacostraca; Decapoda; Portunidae
Exons: 7
Coding region: 116-1141 (341 amino acids)
Source: RefSeq, a predicted model, not a curated record